Cheilinus undulatus (humphead wrasse) is the source of this 3889-nucleotide messenger RNA. Its product is annotated as unconventional myosin-Ic-like. The record is from RefSeq and is a predicted model, not a curated record. Bases 544 to 3681 code for a protein of 1045 amino acids. Gene Ontology annotation, molecular function: microfilament motor activity; actin filament binding; ATP binding. Gene Ontology annotation, cellular component: plasma membrane; cytoplasm; actin cytoskeleton. The transcript is spliced from 32 exons. Gene Ontology annotation, biological process: actin filament organization; vesicle transport along actin filament. NCBI's taxonomy places the organism in Eukaryota, Metazoa, Chordata, Actinopteri, Labriformes, Labridae.
UUUAUAUCACUGUGCACUGAUUACAUGUUUGUAGACUGGCGCUCUUACUAAAUUUUUCCAAGCCCUCUCAGCUCCCUGUUACUCCUUUUCUUUUUUUCAGGAUCCAACAGCUCACUUUCCCUCUACUUUUUUUUUUUAUUCACUUGUGUGACGUGCGAGUGAAGUUCCUGCCCUUGUUUUGUGCAGUACAGAGAAGAGGGAAGGAGAGGGACUCGCAGAGAGGCGUACGUUUACUUGAGCAGUCAAAGGGAGGAUGAAUUGAUGGUAUAAACAAGACGGACUGUUGGUGUUUUGGCCUGAGCGCUUAUGCUCUGUCCUCACAGGGGACCCAAACAAGGAGGAGGAAGGACCAGGAGAAAGCAACUCAAGCUGAGGACGAUUGAGAACGUGUCUGAGGGAGAAGAGGACAAGUUAACUAAUUCUGUGCCCUAAGGCAAAGGUGGAUGAGGAGUUACAGCUGAAAAGUCUGCCUGACACUAGAGGAGGAGCACCAGCCUGGGUGGGGACCACCAGUUCAACCUUUACCAGCAGCAGCAGGACAGGAUGAGGUACCACGGCAGGGAAGUGGAUGUUGAAGGGAGAGUGCGCCUGGUGAUGGAGAGCGCCCUGACUGCCCGGGACAGAGUCGGGGUGCAGGACUUUGUCUUGCUUGAGAACUACAACAGCGAGGCGGCUUUUAUAGAUAACCUACGGCGACGCUUCAGAGAAAACCUCAUCUAUACGUACAUUGGCUCAGUGUUGGUGUCGGUGAACCCUUACAAAGAUCUGGAGAUUUACUCCAAGGCGCAGAUGGAGCGUUACAGAGGGGUCAGCUUCUAUGAGAUAUCACCGCACAUCUAUGCGCUCUCGGACAACACUUACCGAGCCAUGCGGACAGAGAGGAAGGACCAGUGUAUUCUCAUAUCAGGUGAGAGUGGAGCAGGCAAAACCGAGGCCUCUAAGAAGAUCCUCCUCUACUACGCUGUCACCUGCCCCACUAAUGACCACAUGGCUACCCUUGGGGAACGCUUACUACAGUCUAACCCAGUUCUGGAGGCCUUUGGCAACGCAAAAACACUGAAGAAUGACAACUCAAGCCGCUUUGGAAAAUACAUGGAUGUCCAGUUUGACUUCAGGGGGGCGCCAGUGGGCGGUCACAUCCAGAACUACCUGCUGGAGAAAACUCGUGUUGUGCAUCAGAAUCAAGGGGAAAGAAACUUCCACAUUUUCUAUCAGCUUUUAGAUGGAGGAGAUGAUGAGCUGCUCAAAACACUGGACUUGGAAAGAAACCCUCAGAGCUAUGAAUACCUGGUCAAGGGCAACUGCCCCAGACUCAGCUCUGUCAGCGACAAGAAUAAUUGGAAAGUUGUGAUGAAGGCGUUGUCUAUUAUUGGCUUCAAUGAGGAGGAAGUUCAGAGAUUGCUGAACAUCAUCGCCGGCGUUCUCCACAUGGGAAACACACACUUUGGGGAAGGGGAGGAAGGAGAAACUUAUAUCACCACUGAGACUCAGCUGAACACUGCUGCAAAGCUGCUGGGUGUUGAUGGCUCAGCCCUCGGGGAGGCACUCACUCACAAGAAACUCACAGCCAAAGGAGAAGAGAUGAUCAGCCCUCUAAACUUUGAGCAGGCAGUGUCAGCCAGGGAUGCCUUAGCCAAGUCUACAUACGGCCGCACCUUCACCUGGUUGGUACAGAAGAUCAACCAGUCGCUGGCUUUGAAGGAUGAAAUCCCCUACAGCAGUAAAGACUCCUCAGUCAUCGGGCUUCUAGAUAUCUAUGGCUUUGAGGUCCUACAGCAUAACAAUUUUGAGCAGUUCUGCAUCAACUACUGCAACGAGAAGCUCCAGCAGCUGUUCAUCGAGCUCACCCUGAGAUCUGAACAGGAGGAGUACGAGACCGAGGGAAUUGCAUGGGAGACUGUGCAGUACUUUGAUAACAAGAUCAUUUGUGACCUGAUAGAGGAGAAGCACAAAGGCAUCAUCUCCAUUCUGAACGAAGAGUGUCUCAGACCUGGAGAAACCUGCGAUGUCUCCUUUUUGGAGAAACUGGAGGACACACUGGGUGGCCAUCCCCAUUUUAUCACUCACAAGUUGGCCAAUGGAAAAACUCGCAGGAUAAUGAGCAGGGAGGAGUUCAGGCUGUUACACUAUGCUGGAGAGGUCAACUACAACGUCACAGGCUUUAUUGAGAAGAACAAUAAAUGGCUGAACAGGCACUUGAAAGAGGUCAUGUGCCAGUCAGAAAACCCAAUCCUACGGCACUGCUUCCGCAGAAAAGAUCUGACAGACCAGAAACGGCCAGAGAUGGCUGCCACUCAGUUUAAAAACAGUCUGAUGAAACUCAAGGAGAUCCUCAUGUCUAAAGAGCCAUCCUACAUUCGCUGUAUCAAACCAAAUGAUGCCAAGCAGCCAGAAAGGUUUGAUGAAGUCCUGGUCCGACACCAGGUGAAGUACCUGGGUCUGAUGGAAAACCUGAGGGUCAGGAGAGCCGGCUUUGCUUAUCGACGUCGCUUUGAGGCCUUCCUGCAGAGGUAUAAGCCCCUGUGUCCUGAGACUUGGCCUAAUUGGCACGGCAGACUGGCCGAUGGUGUCUCUACACUGGUCAACCACCUGGGAUACAAAGAAGAAGAGUACAAACUGGGCAGGUCGAAAAUCUUCAUCCGCUUCCCAAAAACUCUCUUCACCACUGAGGAUGCACUUGAAGCAAAAAAGCCAGACAUAGCUUUGGCGCUGCAGACAUCAUGGAGAGGCUAUAGGGAGAGAGCAAAGUACCAGCGAAUCAGGAAAGCAGUGAUUGUCAUCCAGUCUGCUUGGCGAGGGAUGAAAGCACGCAGGAGGGCUAAGCGGCGUCGACAGGCUGCUGACUUGAUCCGCAGGUUCAUUAAAGGCUUCAUCUACAGACAUGCAGACUACUGUCCUGAGAACGAGUAUUUCCUGGACCAUGUGCGCUACUCAUUCCUGAAAAACCUGCGUAAAAACCUGCCUGAGAGUGUUUUGGACAAAAGCUGGCCGACUCCCCCUCCCUUACUCACUGAGGCCUCUGAGCACCUGAGGAGGCUGCACAUGAGAAACAUGGUCAUAAAGUACUGCAGGAGGGUCCAGCCUGAAUGGAAGAAACAGAUGACUCUGAAAGUUAUAGCAAGUGAGAUCUUUAAGGAUCAGAAGGACAGCUACCCAGCGAGUGUUGGACGCCUGUUUUUAGACACCAGGCUAGAACGUGAGCAAAUCAAUCUGAAAGUCGUCCAGACCCUGGGCAAUGACAAAGUGCAGUACGGUGUUCCUGUCAUAAAGCAUGACAGGAAGGGCUUCAAGCCUCGCCCUCGCCAGCUGCUCCUCACCAACACCUUCGCUGUGCUGGUGGACAGGACCAAGAUCAAACAGAGGAUCGACUAUGCAGCGUUAAGAGGUAUCUCUGUGAGCUCUCUCAGUGAUGGGAUGUUUGUUCUGCACAUGCCCAAUGAGGACAAUAAACAGAAGGGUGACGUAGUGCUGCACUGCAACCAUGUGAUCGAGCUGGUGACCAAAAUGUCCAUGAUGGCCAGCAAGGUCAACUAUGUCAAUGUCAGCCCGGGCAGUAUCAGGUUUUCUGUUGCUCGAGGUAAAGAGGGUGUCAUUGAUUUUGUGCGUGGAUCAGAGCUAAAGGUGACCAAAGGCAAGCGAGGACAUCUGCUGGUGACUGCUCCUCAGAUCAACAACACAUGAAGAAAUGGAAAACUACAAACAGUAAUCCUGCAAAUAAGGAGGAUCGGCUUUCAAAAGUGUGUUAUUUCACAGCCAAUAGGAUGAAUCCACAAGCACACAUAACAUACUCAACAGAAGUAACAUCCUUGACUGAUUCAUAUCCAUCCAUUACUGUCUUUAAUGCUUUAAUAAUUAAUGCUUUUUUAAGAUUUAAAAAUCAUAACAUGAA